UGUAGCGUUACCUUUGCGUUGAGUAAACUAGAUUUGGCGUCUUUGUCCUCUACCAUGCGAUCAUCCCUUAUCGCGUGUCCUAAGAUAUAUCCGGCUGUGGGACGCUACAACAAAAUGCUAUCUUAUCUGUUCGCGUCGAGUCUCUCCGACGUUAGGCAGUGGCCCUGUCUUUGCGUGCGUCGAAGGAAAAUGAGAAUGUUCGUGUGACUUUUGUGCCUGGAUUUACGCGUGACAACGAUGGGAGGACUUACCAAAAAGAUGCCGAUUUUCCGGAAGAAACGCAAGUUGUCGUCGGUGCAUAUUCCCCUGCGUGGAAGCAGGUCGUCGGGGAAUAUGAACUUGUUUCAGUUGAUAGCGGACGGCAAAAGUUCAGUUCUCUACCGAUAUCUGGGAGAUCUGAGCGAAUCAGUUCGGAAGAUCAAGUUCAACGAGAGGGACAAGGCCACUGGAGCCACGCUGGUGCAUCAGGCCGUCAAGGUCAAGAACAGUUCCAUCCUCGACAUGCUCAUCACGCUCGGCGCAGACCCCAACGCCAGAGACAACAUGGGCUUCACUCCACUGCAUUAUGUUGCAAGAUUCGUACGGCCAGAAAAACGACGUAGCGUCGCUCUCACUUGUGAAGACUCCGCGUCUCUCAUGAUCCAGACGCUUCUCGACGUCGUCGGCAAUGGAGCCAAUGCCAUCGACUCCUGGGGCAUGACUCCCUUGCAUCACGCCUCCCUAUCUGGCAAUGCGCAUGUUGUCAAAUGUCUGUUACCCUACUCCAGCGUCAACAAAGAGGCGACCGACAAGCAGGGUCGAACGGCUCUUCAUAAUGCAGCCACAUUGGGCGACCUAGAGGUCGUGCACAUGCUGGUGCAAGACGGUGCGAACGUGAAUGCUACGGACAAGAAAGGCCUUACAGCUGUUCACAUUGCCGCCAAAGAGGGAAACCUGGAUGUCAUUCGACUUCUUUGUGGACGCUGCUCUGAAUCGCAGGUCAAAGAAAUCGCCGCUUCUGGACAUAGCACUGCAGACAUGUUGUCCAAGCUGGAUAGACAGCAGAUGUCGCCUUUGCAUUACGCUGUCGAGAAUAACCAUCCAGACAUCGUGCGUUACUUGCUGGAGAAUGGUGUGAACCCUAAUGUGAAAUCCACCACGAGCUACGCUCCAUUAAACUUGGCUGCUAUUCAUAGCACGGUUGAAGUCUGCAAACUCCUAAUUGAGCAUGGCGCUGAUGUAGAGAGUCUUGCGGAAGACAACAAGACACCGCUACUACUUGCCUCGCAGAAUCAGAAGCCUGACAUCGUUACCUACCUGCUUGACCAGGGUGCGGGUAUCGAGGACUGUGACUUAGAAGGCAACACACCUUUACUUUGUGCUGUGGACAGUGGCAACGUGGAUGUCGUCCACAUAUUACUGGAGCGCGGUGCGAACAUAGCAUGCCGUAACGGUGAAGGCUUUAAUGUUCUUCACACUGCUGUCUUGUCCAAGAAUGCGACUGUCCUGAAGCAACUCUUACAGAUACCCAUGUCGAAGAAACUGAUAAACAUCGGCGACAGUGACGGCGACACUCCACUGCAUCAUGCGGCUAAGAAUGCGUUCUUAGACAUUGUCCAGAUGCUGCUGGAGCACGGUGCCCUUCCUUCUGCAAGAAACAACUGCGACGAGACAACGCUGCACUCCGCUUGCGCCUACAAUUUUCCAAAUGUGGUUCGUGAGAUUGUCCGCCAAGAUCGAAGGCUAGUAAACGCUAUGGAUGCGCACUGGAACACACCUCUACACGCCGCCGCUCAGGGUGGGUUCAGUGAGAUCGUUGCUCUCUUAGUCGAGUCAGGCGCUGAAUUGGAAGCUAAGAACUACUACGAAUGGACGCCGCUCACUGUUGCUUGCCGAACUGGUGACUUCGACACUGUUUCAAAUCUGCUCGUCGCAGGAUCCUCAGUGCUAACCGUCGACAAGAUGAAGAACAGGGAAACAUCCCAUGUCAUCAUCACUUCUUCAUUUAUUGUUGUUGUUGUUCUCCAGAACAGACCGCUGCAUGUCGCUGCUCAGUUUGGAAACGACAAGAUCGUUGAUCUCCUUCUAGGCAGAAAAGACGUGAACAGUUUUGUGACGAAGAGGAAUGCCAAUAAGCAGAACUGCCUUGACAUUGCCAUAGAAGGAGACCAUAGGAACGUCGUCGAAGCCCUCCUGAGGAGUCCAUUCUGGAAAGAACUCCUGCAGAACGCUACGGACAGUGAACGGUACGGGAUCCAUCAAACCCCUUUACGUGCCCUGAUACGCUCUAUGCCAGACCUCGCGACACUAGUCUUCGACAACUGCGUAGCUGUGAAAGCAGAAUCAGAAGACGAUCCUAAGAAAACCGUCACCUAUUGCUACGAGUUUCUUGACGACGGCUUCGCCAUUGCUGCUGAUCCUGACUCUGAUGACGAGGAUGACUCGAGCUCUGUCUCAAGUUCUGCGGUUUCCAGAAUCUACGACGAAAGCGGAAACGUCAUUCCCGGUACGGCGCUCUACUCCACGGACUUCGGCACGCUCAAGAGCAACCAUCCGCUUAUGAUCAUGGCGAAUGAGAAGCGACGUGCACUGCUGGGACACGACCUCUGCAAGAGCCUGCUGGUUCACAAGUGGAAGAGCUACGGCCGUUACGUCUAUUACGGCACCAUGUCUAUCUAUGUCUUGUUCCUGGCUUGCUUAACCUUCUUCACGAUCGGAACUCCCGCGCCGUGUCCCAAAGGCUUUCCGGACUUUGACUCCACGUGCUCCUAUAUUGCGCAACAUAAUUCCUGCUCGGUGAUUGGAGAAGCGUCCGACGAAGGCAAGUACAAGCAGACCGAGUUCGCACGUGCCGGGAAGACCAUUAUUUUCAUCGUGUCUGUGGUGUUUCUGCUGAAAGAGAUGUUCCAAAUGUACAACACGCGACUGAAUUACCUUAACCUCGAGAAUCUCUCUGAAUGGUGCUGUUACGUAUGCUCCCUGCUGUUUGUUACGAAUUUCACUGAAUGCUCAUCAGCAACGGGCGUUCCUGAGCCGUGGCAGUGGCAUCUAGGCGUGGUGUCUAUUUUCCUCAGCUGGAUGCUUCUCGUUUUGUAUAUCCGGAAGCUGCCCUUCUUGGGCAUCUACGUGGUGAUGUUCACUAACGUACUCAGCACUUUCAGCCAGUUCUUCCUGGUAUUCUUCCUCUUCAAUAUCGCAUUCGCGUUGGCCUUCUUCGCACUGCUGCAGAACCAGGCCGCUUUCGAAACUCCGUGGAGGGCCAUCAUGAAAACGACGGUGAUGAUGGUUGGAGAACUGGAGUAUGACACUAUCUUCCACGAGAACGCUCUGCCUUACGAGACGUCGUCUUACAUACUGAUGGCUCUGUUUCUGGUCUUGAUGACUAUCAUCACGUCCAAUUUGCUGGUCGGACUCGCCGUGGAUGACAUUAAAGGAGUACUGGAGCAGGCGGAGCUUCAGCGACUUGGCAUGCAGGUGAAGUUGGUCUUAACGGUGGAAACGAUGCUACCUACUUGGGCUCGCCGUCGUGUGGUGGUGCAGCGGCGAACGGUUAGGCCUAACAAGAAGUCUCAAGCUCAAACGAUGCUGAGGAGGCUGUUUGGGAUCGCGUUUACGUCUUCACGGCGAACGCACGUUGAAGAAAAGUACACAAUGGAAAAAGUCUACGAACACCAGGAGGCAAUGGACCGCAUGUUGAAGCACCUUGAAGAAAGACUAAACAUCUUAACCCAACAGGGACAUAGACUGGAAAAGGCGCUCAAUAGCAUUACUCGACAUUUGGAAUCUUCAGCCGUUCAAGAGAGUCCUCCCGGAUCUACACAUUCAUCCACCUCACUGAACGUGUGAUAUAGUGUACGAAGUGACACGUGUAUUAAUGGUGUAAAUAUCAUUUGUAUGAGACUAUGAGUGAAGGCGUCCAGCCUGCUGGCCGGCUUUAGCCUCAUCUUAUCAUCGCGUCUUUAUGUGUGUGUGCGUGUGUGUGUGUGUGAGAGAGAGAGAGUUAAGGUUGUGCUAUCGCAGAAAGUCCGCGAGUGCCAGAGGCACAAAGUCAAUUGAGAUGUGCUUGAAACGGUAUGCGCCUGCAUUAAGUACGAGGGAAAAAAAUGUGGUGGCAGGGAAUAAACAGUUAUAUUCA
Molecule: messenger RNA, 4114 nt
Organism: Ornithodoros turicata
Lineage: Eukaryota; Metazoa; Arthropoda; Arachnida; Ixodida; Argasidae
Product: transient receptor potential cation channel subfamily A member 1 homolog
Exons: 22
Coding region: 238-3825 (1195 amino acids)
Biological process (GO): transmembrane transport; monoatomic ion transport
Cellular component (GO): membrane
Molecular function (GO): monoatomic ion channel activity; protein binding
Source: RefSeq, a predicted model, not a curated record